Molecule: messenger RNA, 2982 nt
Organism: Apaloderma vittatum (bar-tailed trogon)
Lineage: Eukaryota; Metazoa; Chordata; Aves; Trogoniformes; Trogonidae
Gene: TJP1
Product: tight junction protein 1
Exons: 13
Biological process (GO): positive regulation of blood-brain barrier permeability; cell-cell adhesion; establishment of endothelial intestinal barrier
Cellular component (GO): bicellular tight junction; plasma membrane
Molecular function (GO): cell adhesion molecule binding
Source: RefSeq, a predicted model, not a curated record
GCCGAGCAUGAAACUGGUGAAGUUCCGAAAAGGAGACAGUGUGGGCUUGCGACUAGCAGGUGGCAAUGAUGUCGGCAUAUUUGUAGCUGGUGUUCUGGAAGACAGCCCGGCAGCGAAAGAAGGAUUAGAGGAAGGGGACCAGAUUCUCAGGGUAAAUAACGUAGACUUCACAAAUAUCAUCAGAGAAGAAGCUGUCCUUUUCUUGCUUGAUCUUCCGAAAGGCGAAGAAGUAACCAUUUUGGCACAGAAGAAAAAAGAUGUUUAUCGUCGCAUUGUUGAGUCUGAUGUAGGGGAUUCUUUCUAUAUCAGAACCCAUUUUGAAUAUGAAAAGGAAUCUCCUUAUGGAUUAAGUUUCAACAAAGGUGAAGUGUUCCGGGUGGUGGACACUCUGUACAACGGCAAACUGGGUUCGUGGCUGGCAAUUCGAAUUGGAAAGAAUCAUAAGGAAGUUGAAAGAGGUAUCAUACCUAACAAAAACAGAGCUGAGCAACUAGCUAGCGUACAGUACACGCUUCCGAAGACAGCAGGAGGAGAUCGAGCUGAUUUUUGGAGAUUCCGAGGUUUGCGUAGCUCAAAAAGAAAUCUCCGAAAAAGCAGAGAAGAUCUUUCUGCCCAACCUGUUCAGACAAAGUUUCCUGCCUAUGAAAGAGUUGUUCUUCGGGAAGCUGGGUUUCUCAGACCUGUGACCAUUUUUGGUCCAAUAGCUGAUGUUGCCCGGGAGAAACUUGCUAGAGAAGAACCAGAUAUCUUUCAGAUUGCAAAAAGUGAACCAAGAGAUGCUGGUACUGACCAACGUAGUUCUGGCAUUAUUCGUCUUCACACUAUAAAACAGAUAAUCGAUAGAGACAAACAUGCUUUAUUAGAUGUCACUCCUAAUGCAGUGGACCGUCUGAAUUACGCCCAGUGGUAUCCUAUUGUAGUGUUCCUAAAUCCUGAUUCUAAGCAGGGUGUAAAGACUAUGAGGAUGAGGUUGUGCCCAGAAUCACGAAAAAGUGCCAGAAAGUUGUAUGAAAGAGCUCACAAGCUACGCAAGAAUAAUCACCAUCUCUUUACAACUACCAUUAACUUGAAUUCAAUGAAUGAAGGAUGGUAUGGAGCUCUAAAGGAAGCAAUUCAGCAACAACAGAACCAGCUAGUGUGGGUUUCAGAAGGAAAGGCAGAUGGUGCUACAAGUGAUGACCUUGAUUUACACGAUGACCGCCUUUCUUACCUCUCAGCUCCUGGUAGUGAAUAUUCUAUGUACAGCACAGACAGUAGACACACAUCUGACUAUGAAGAUACAGAUACAGAAGGAGGUGCUUAUACCGAUCAAGAACUGGAUGAAACUCUGAACGAUGAGGUUGGGACACCUCCUGAAUCUGCUAUUACACGUUCUUCUGAACCUGUUAGAGAGGAUUCUUCUGGAAUGCAUCAUGAAACUCAAACUUACCCUACUUAUGCAUCUCAAGCUCAGCCGCAGCCGAAUCUCAGAAUAGAUUCUUCAGGAUUUAAAACCACUACUUCUCAGCCGAAAGCAGAAGCCUCACCUGCAGUCCCUUACUUUUCCCCGUCGCCUGAAUCAAACCCUGCAACCUCAUCAACCUCUGCAGUAAAUGCUAAUGUAAACCUAACUAAUGUCAGACUGGAGGAGCCUACUGCUGCUCCUUACAACUCUUACCAACCACAAGCGGGCCCCUUAAGAACAUCAAGUACUGAGGGAGCUCAUAUAGUCCUAAGAGAUCAAGAGCCAUCAUCCUUAUCGCCGCGUGUAGAGCCAGCAAAGGUAUACCGAAAGGAUCCAUAUAUUAACGAAGAAGUAUCCAGACAAAGCUAUGUCUUAAAACAGCCGGCAAUUAAUCACCCAGUACAGAGACAGGAAAGAGACCCAAAUGUGAUAUAUGAAUCGCAGGCUCAGUAUGCAGAAAAACAGCCUAGCAGGGACUACGAGCAGUCGACGUACAGGUAUGAUUCUACAAACUACGUAGACCAGUUUUCUCGUGGCUAUGAUCCUCGCUUACAUUACGAUGACCGUGUGCCUCCCUACGAGGAGCACUGGGCAUAUUAUGACGAGAAACAGCCCUACAACCAGGCAAGAACAGCCUAUGAAAACCAGCCUCCUAGGGAUCUUGAUUCCAGACAAAAUCUAGAAGAGAGCACAGAACGCAGCUACUGUCCAGCACAACCUCGUUUUGAGGAACCCCCUCCCAUGAGCUUUGAUGGCAGACCUCGCUACGAGCACGCACCCAAGAACUUCAGCUUACCGCAGGUGCGAUACGAAGAUCAGCAUACCGUUGGCUACGACACGCACGGUCGAUUCAAAGCAGAAGCUCAGCCAUACCAGUCAGCCAUAUCUGGAUCUCCUGAACUGAAGCAGUACUUCGAUCCGCAUCUAAGGGGCUAUGAACAAGGUCCUCCUCAAGCUUAUAAUGCUAAAGCUGGACAGUAUGAGCCUUCUCAUAGCAGUUCAGGUGUUUCUCUUCCUCCUCCCCCUUCAUCACAAACCAAACCAGAAGUUUUGCCUUCUAACAGUAAACCACUGCCUACACCGCCAUCUCUAGCAGAGGAAGAGGAAGAUCCAGCCAUGAAGCCACAGUCUGUGCGAAGUAGGGUUAAAAUAUUUGAAAGAAGAAGAUCACCGUCUCUGGAAAAAAUGAAGGACCCAAGUGAUGCGUCAGCUGUGAAGCCUCCAGAACUAGCACCUAAGCCUACGCUCACAGCUGUGAGUGGUCCAAAACCAGCUUCUCAAAGCCAGUAUGAACAAGACAAAGCGACAUACAGGGCCCCGGAACCACAGAGACCUCAAGUGAAGCCACCUGAAGAUAUUGUACGUUCAAAUCAUUACGAUCCUGAAGAAGAUGAAGAGUAUUAUCGAAAGCAGCUCUCCUACUUCGAUCGCAGGAGUUUUGAAAAUAAGCCAUCUGCACAGGUUCCUGCCAGCCACCAUUCUGAGCCCACUAAACCAAUACAUUCACAGAAUCAGCUGAAUUUCACCAACUACUCUAA